AGGGAAAAUGAACGCAGCUAUGUGAUUAUAAAAAAGGCGUACAACUCUUUGAAGUCCAAGCCAGAGUCCCCUCCUGUACCUACUCAUUUCCAGGAUGUCGCAUUCUUCAUCUACCUACAAAAGAUAUAUAGACCCUUCUUACUCUAAGAGUUAUGUUGGCUACGGCUCCUACACCUCAGGCCUCAGCUCUUCUUACAGCGAUCGCAAUAACUCGCCUUUUAAGUCCAGUUUGAGUAGUUCAUACUACCCCAGCUCUCACUUGCGUUCCUACCAUGAUCUAGAUCGAAGUCUUCCCUGCCUGGAUCCAACUACUAAAAGGACAGAUUUUCUAUCACGCUCUUCAUCUAAAUACCUUACAAACGGCUAUUCCUAUGGAUACAAUAGCACUCUUCCAACUUACACCAGCACCUCUCUAUCACGCAAAAAGUCAUACAGUCAUACAGACCUGUCCCUUGGACUCUCUGAACUACGAACCUCAGACACUUACUACCCCCAUAGCCCAACAAAAACACGGUCACAUUUGGAAGCCGAUGGACACUCCCGAAUUUCCUAUGUUUCCAACACUAGAGAGUCCACUGAUAUAUAUGGAAAGAAAAGAGGCUCAUCUAAUGGAUAUGGAAGCUCUUCUACACUCUCUUCAGAGGCUAUUACCCUUUCCAAGCCUUCUUCUCAAUUUUCAUACAACUAUGACAAGACUGAGGGGACCAGCCAAAAGGACGCACCACCCCACAAACUUGUACAAGGUUUGGUUGGCCUGCGGAAUCUUGGCAAUACGUGCUUCAUGAACUCCAUCCUUCAGUGUCUGAGCAAUACUAAGGAUCUCAGAGACUAUUGUCUACAAAACGCGUAUAAGCGUGAUCUCAACGCAAAGAACGGCAAUACAGCAAUUAUGGAAGAGUUUGCCCGUCUGCUUCAAGCAAUGUGGACACGUUCUGUCAAUGAGGUUGUGAGUCCCAUGGAGUUUAAAAGUCAGAUACAGCGAUAUGCCCCACGUUUUAUGGGAUACAAUCAACAGGACGCACAAGAAUUCUUGAGGUUUCUUCUAGAUGGACUGCACAAUGAAGUCAACAGGGUGACAGUCAAACCCAAACCCAAUACUCAGGAGUUGGACCACUUGACUGACUCACAGAAAGGCAGGCAAAUGUGGAAGAGAUAUUUGGACAGAGAAGACAGCAGGAUUGUGGAACUGUUUGUUGGCCAAUUGAAGAGCUCACUUACAUGCAGUGAAUGCGGAUAUUGUUCUACGGUAUAUGACCCAUUCUGGGACUUGUCACUACCCAUUGCUAAGAAGAGCGUUUCAGAUGUGUCUUUAAUGGAAUGCAUUCGUCUUUUUACCAAGGAAGAUGUUUUAGAUGGGGAUGAAAAACCAACAUGCUGUAGAUGUAAAGUUCGUAGAAAAUGUAUCAAGAAAUUCACCAUCCAGAAAUUUCCAAAGAUCCUUGUACUACAUCUUAAGCGGUUUUCUGAAGGUCGCAUAAGAAGUAGCAAGCUUUCCACAUUUGUGAAUUUCCCUCUUCGAGACUUAGACUUGCGGGAAUUCUCUGCAGAGCACAGCACUCAAGCUACAUAUAAUCUUUAUGCUGUGUCCAAUCAUUCGGGCACUACCAUGGGAGGUCAUUAUACUGCUUACUGCAAGAAUACAAACAAUGGAGAGUGGCACACAUUUAAUGACUCAAGGGUUACAGCAAUGUCUUCCAGCCAGGUGAGGAGUAGUGAUGCCUAUGUGUUAUUCUAUGAGCUAUCAGGACCUUCGUCCAGGAUGUAAACUUCAAACCACUAACAAAUGCAGUGAAGAUGCAAUUGGAUCAGCUGUGAAAACUCUCCAGUUGGGACAUAAGAACCUUCAGUUAUGCCACAUUGAGUUAAAAUAAUUAUUUUUUAAAUACACCAGCAUUUCAUACAGUCACUAGUUGCCUUAAGUCAUUAUCCAAAGAACUGUGGCCUUGAACUGA
This is a messenger RNA of Nanorana parkeri, 1952 nucleotides long. It is a transcript of the gene USP2, whose product is annotated as ubiquitin specific peptidase 2. Gene Ontology annotation, cellular component: cytoplasm. The coding region runs from base 95 to 1765 and encodes 556 amino acids. Gene Ontology annotation, molecular function: cysteine-type deubiquitinase activity. The record is from RefSeq and is a predicted model, not a curated record. The transcript has 13 exons. NCBI's taxonomy places the organism in Eukaryota, Metazoa, Chordata, Amphibia, Anura, Dicroglossidae. Gene Ontology annotation, biological process: protein deubiquitination.